Knipowitschia caucasica is the source of this 894-nucleotide messenger RNA. Lineage: Eukaryota; Metazoa; Chordata; Actinopteri; Gobiiformes; Gobiidae. The record is from the annotation of a GenBank genome assembly.
AUGAUUGUUCUGGAGGAGAAGGGUCUGCAAUACCACAGCCACCUGAAGUCUUUCGAAAAUCAGGAUCACAAGAAGCCGGAGAUUCUUGAGAUUAAUCCAAGAGGCCAGUUCCCUACAUUCAGACAUGGAAAUAUAAAAAUCAACGAGUCCUAUGCUAUUUGCGAAUAUUUGGAGGAUCGAUUCAGUGGCCAGGGAACUCCACUGAAGCCUAAGGACAUUGGGGAGAGAGCAUUGAUGAUGCAGCGAAUGCAUGAGGGAAAUACACUCAUGUCCAAAUUUGCUGAUGCUGCUUUCUACACCUGGAGAGUCCCUGAAGCUGAAAGAAAUGAGGCCACUCUUAAACGACACAAAGAGGCCCUAACUACUGAGGCCACACUUUGGAAUGAGUACCUGAAAAAGGGUGAUGGGCCUUUCUUGGCUGGGAAGAGUUUCAGUUUAGCUGAUGUGAUCGUCUUUCCGGUCCUUGCCUUUCUCUUCAGAAUGGGGUUGUGUGAGGAGAAAUACAAGAAUCUCGCAGAAUACUACGACCACCUAAAGGCCCGCCCCAGCAUUCAAAAGUCCUGGCCUCCAACCUGGAAAGACACUCCCGGCUCACCGUCUGUAGUCGAUGGAGCGCACUCUUCCUCAAGUCAAAGAGCUGAAGUGGUCAAGCCGGAUUGUUCAGGGGUGACUGAAUGCCAGGUCAACUCGGAAUUCAACAUAAUUACUGGAAAAACGUCCAUUGGAGAAUUAUUUACUACUUUGGACGGUUUCUACCUUGGCUUUGAAGAGGCCUUCACCAGAAGGACAGAAUAUGAAGGCAAACAUUCAAAAGCAAAAGGGCAUGUAACCCACUCUCAACUGAUGUUCGGACCAUACGGAGGGCUUCCUGUUCUUCUUGGACAAUGUUUUUAA